AUGACUACAACUUCUUUUUUUUCUUCUAGGUGCAUCCUCAUCUUCUAUGUUCUAUUGCUUAUAAUACAGUUUUGCAGUGCUCGUGUAAUAUUCAACAACCCGAAAAAUGACGAUGAUCACAACAAAAAGAAUAAUAACAUAAAAUUUUAUGGAAGGAGGAAAGAAGUUGACGAUUUGGAUCCUGCUCUAAACGUGUUCUUUCACGUUCACGAUCUAUAUUCAGGCAAGAAGAUGCCUAUAUACUUUGCACUUAACGACCCUUUAACAACUCCUCGACUACUAGCCAAAGAACACGCCGAUUUGAUACCAUUUUCUUCGUCGAAACUCCCAUACAUUCUUGACUUGACAUCUUUAGCCUAUGACUCACCACAAGCCAUGGUCAUGGAACAAACACUAAAACAAUGUGAACUUGAGCCAACACCGGGUGAAGUAAGGUUUUGUGCUAGCUCAUUAGAGUCCAUGCUGGACUUGACACGUGGCAUAAUGGGUGAUAAAGUCAAGCUGAAAACAUUGACAACCAAGAUCCAUGAUUUGCCAAAUAAUAUUUCAAAUCAUACACUUUUGCAAGAGUAUACUUUUUUAAAAGAGCCAUUAGAGAUUCAUACUUCUGAUAUGGUGGCUUGUCAUACCAUGGCUUAUCCUUAUGCUGUUUUCUAUUGUCAUGGUCAAAAGGGGUAUAAUCGGGUUUUUGAGAUUUCUUUGGGUGGUCAAGAUGGAAAUAGAGUGGAUGCUGUUGCUGUAUGUCAUAUGGAGACGUCUAUGUGGGACGCUGAUCAUGUCGCGUUUCGUGUGCUUGGAGGUCACCCUGGUAGCUCGCCGGUUUGCCAUUUUCUCCCCACUGAUAAUAUCGUAUGGAUAGCGUCACCGUAGAUGCAUAUAUAGUGUAUAUGAAGUGCUGUUAGUUUGAUGUAUUAUAUAUCAUCGAUUGUAAUCCAUGUUUGAAUGUUUUUGUAAUAUGUAGACCAGCAGUAGUAAAUAUUGAUUUAUGAUCUGUU
Erigeron canadensis is the source of this 995-nucleotide messenger RNA. Its product is annotated as BURP domain protein USPL1. The transcript is spliced from 2 exons. The coding region runs from base 1 to 870 and encodes 289 amino acids. The record is from RefSeq and is a predicted model, not a curated record. Lineage: Eukaryota; Viridiplantae; Streptophyta; Magnoliopsida; Asterales; Asteraceae.